UCAUAAUCAGAGGCAGAUAUAGAGAAUAGAGAGAGUGGUGGUGUUGUGUUGUGUUGUGCGGUGAAAAUGACAUAGAAAAAAUAGGCUCAGUUCAAUGAAGAUGAACCAUUCUCGCUUGUGUUUGUGUUGGGAGAAUCAGAGAGUUUCAAAGAAACAAACAGAACAGAGGAAGAAGGGUAGUCGCAAUAGCAAUGGCUUCCUUUGACUCUCUCGAUUCCUUCCUCUUUUCUCUCUGCACAAGCUUCUCCUCUCCUUUGGGCGUUUUUAUUCAGACCCAGGGAUGUCUAAUUUGCUUAAUCCUUGCUAUUGGUUGGUCUGGGGCUGCUUAUGUCAGGAACAGAGAGAUAAAUAGCAUAAAGAGUAGUAUGAAGAAGGGCAAUAGUUUUGCUUUCCUAUGUCAAGAUAUUUAUGAACUUGAGCACUCCAAUCAGGUCAAUCUUCCAAGAGUAACAGUAAUUAUGCCCCUUAAAGGAUUUGGAGAACACAAUCUCCAUAACUGGAGGACUCAGUUAACAUCUCUUUAUGGUGGCCCUCUAGAAUUUCUUUUAGUGGUAGAAAGUACAGAGGAUCCAGCUUACCAUCCUGUAUCAAGACUAAUAUCAGAAUUUAAAGAGCAAGGUGUUGAUGCUAGGGUUAUUGUAGCUGGUUUGUCAACAACUUGUAGUCAAAAAAUUCACAAUCAAUUGGUUGGAGUGGAGGCAAUGCACAAAGACAGCAAGUAUGUAUUAUUUCUGGAUGAUGAUAUUAAGUUACAUCCUGGAUCAAUUGGAACACUCGCUCGUGAGAUGGAAAAGAAUCCAGAGAUAUUUAUUCAAACUGGAUAUCCUCUUGAUUUACCAUCAGGAAGUCUAGGGAGUUAUUGCAUCUAUGAAUACCAUAUGCCUUGUUCAAUGGGAUUUGCCACUGGUGGAAAGACAUUCUUUUUGUGGGGAGGGUGCAUGAUGAUGCAUGCUGAAGACUUCAGGCAAGAUAAUUGUGGUGUAGUAUCAGAACUUCGAAAUGGUGGAUAUUCUGAUGAUAUGACUCUUGCAGCCAUAGCUGGGGCUCACAAAAAGCUCAUUACUUCUCCUCCUGUUGCUGUCUUUCCUCACCCCCUUGCAACUGAUCUUAAUUUCGGAAGAUACUGGAAUUAUUUGAGGAAACAAACUUUUGUUUUGGAGUCAUACACAACCAAAGUAAACCAAGUAAUGAACCGUGCAUUGUUUGCUGUCCACUGUUAUUUGUCAUGGGGGUUUGUGGCACCAUACUUCAUGGCAAUGAUUCAAGUCGCGGCGACACUAAGAUUUCACCUUAAGGGGUAUUCCCUUGAAGACAUGACCUACACUUCUGGUGGGUUAUCACUAGUGUACUUCCUUGCCACAUGCACUCUUGUCGAGCUUUUUUCAAUGUGGAACUUGACAAGGAUAGAAGUUCUACUUUGCAAUAUCCUGUCCCCAGAGGCAACCCCACUUUCUCUUGCUACCUACAACUGGUUUCUUGUAUUCAUUGCUAUGUUGGUGGAUAACUUUCUAUACCCUUUAUCUGCAAUUCGUUCUCAUUUCUCUCAAUCCAUCAAUUGGUCUGGUAUUCGAUACUAUUUGAAAGAAGGAAAAGUCAGCAAGAUAGAAAGAACUCCAAGAAGAGAGGAUGUGGAGCCAGUUUACACAGACUUGAGUGGAAAACAUUUAUAUGGAAUGAAAGGAUUGAAUACCAAAGGCUCAAUCAUCCGUUCUUUAUCCAGAAGUUUUGUACGGCGUCAACCCAAGAAAUCUGAGUAACUCGGAAGCGACUUUAUUCAUCACACGAAGAGCUCGUGUGGAUACGAGUUCACCGGAGCUUAUCUACUAUAAGAUACACUACAUAAGUUCCAAUAAGUGCUCUUUGGUUUACAUCGUGUCUCUGAGACAAGAUGGGGAAGUAAUGGUGUUGGUAGAUCAGUUGGUCUUAUUGUUUGGUGAUUCAUGAUUGAUUGGUUGAUCAGUAUGGUAGAUUCCAUAUUCCAUAUUUCAUUUUACUACAAAUUCAAUGCAUAUGAUUUCUAGCCCAAGCCCUUCCCAGUUGGAGCUAAUUUUGUAAUUAUAACAGUUCAGUUCUGCAUUGAAUGUUCAACAAUCAGGAAUCCCUAAAAUGUAUAUCCAGCCAGUGAUUCACAUUUAUUUUU
Lotus japonicus is the source of this 2140-nucleotide messenger RNA. RefSeq lists its product as uncharacterized. The coding region runs from base 192 to 1757 and encodes 521 amino acids. Gene Ontology annotation, molecular function: ceramide glucosyltransferase activity. Gene Ontology annotation, biological process: glucosylceramide biosynthetic process. The record is from RefSeq and is a predicted model, not a curated record. Gene Ontology annotation, cellular component: membrane. NCBI's taxonomy places the organism in Eukaryota, Viridiplantae, Streptophyta, Magnoliopsida, Fabales, Fabaceae. The transcript has 14 exons.